GUUUCGAGUGUUUGUCAGGACGAGCAAUGCGACAGCUGUUUGUGCCGGUAACUAAGUUCCCCGUGCCUCUCGAUGAGAAAAUCAAUUUGGAUCGUAUAGGAGUUUAGUGACGGCCAGCGUCGCAUCUUGUUUUCUCGAGGAUUUCACCGACAAGUUGGGAGAGGCGUUAUCGGCUACAAGAAAGUUUUUAGGUGUUCGGUUGGCAACACUCCACGGUGCAUCCUCAAGCCAUUGAGACGCCCACCAGUGCACUUCAGUGUGCAGGCUAAAGACAUCGCCUCAAUGGCAGUGUGAACAGUGCGCCUGAUCAGUCAUAAUGGACAUAUGACAGGUACUUGCUGUACAUGAGACAGAGCAUGUGUACCACUGCAUGUCGCAGUUAGACUUGUGCCGUGUUUCUGGUCAGCGGUGUUUCUAGGAUAGGAUAACGCAUCAGCUUACAUUUUUUAGGUGUUCGGUUGGCAACACUCCACGGUGCACCCUCUAGCCAUUAAGACGACCACCAGUGCAUUUCAGUGUGCAGGCUAAAGACAUCACCUCAAUGGCAGUGUGAACAGUGCGCCUGAUCAGUCAUAAUGGACAUAUGACAGUUUUUAGGUGUUCGGUUGGCAACACUCCACGGUGCAUCCUCAAGCCAUUAAGACGUCCACCAGUGCACUUCAGUGUGCAGGCUUAAGACAUCGCCUCAAUGGCAGUGUGAACAGUGCGCCUGAUCAGUCAUAAUGGACAUAUGACAGGUAUUUGUUGUACAUGAGACAGAGCAUGUGUACCACUGCAUGUCGCAAUUAGACUUGUGCCGUGUUUCUGGUCAGCGGUGUUUCUAGGAUAGGAUAACGCAUCAGCUUACAUAGUUUCCUGUGAAGCAAUGGCGUACGACGACGUGUGGUAUCUCUUGGGACUUGAUGACAAGAAUGUAACUCAGACCGACAUUUCCCUAUGGCUAUCAAACCAGUCCAAUGGGAGCUCUUUCAAGUCCCAAUCCUUCAAACGUGACCAGACAGUAGAGAAUAUAAUAAUCAUCAUCGCAUACAGCAUCUUAAGUCUUAUCUCCUUCUUCGGGAACUCUCUUGUUUGUUAUGUGAUUCUGAAGAACAAACGACUUCACACAGCUACCAACUUCUUCAUUGCAAACCUAGCAAUCUCGGACCUUCUUAUUACCUGCAUUAAUGUCCCAUUCAAUAUUCUCAGACACAUAUUGGAUGAAUGGCCAUUAGGAGAUUUUCUGUGUCACCUUGUGAACUUCUCGUUAAUGGUCUCUGUGUAUGUGUCAACCUAUACCCUGACAGCGAUCGCCAUUGACAGGCAUCGAGUGAUUCUGACUCCUCUAACAAUUCGUAUGUCCAAGCAAUUGGCAAUAACGGUUCUUGUGUUCAUAUGGGUAUUGGCCAUCUGCCUCUCUUUACCAUAUGGCAUCUACACAAGUGUGCAGGAGGUCAAUCUUUUCACAUCAAAGCUUCGACGAUGUCGAUCAUCAUUUCCUGAAUCACUAGAUUCAUUUGAACAGUAUCUUACUGUGGUUACCAUCAUCAUGCAAUACUGCAUCCCGUUGACCUUCAUCGCCUUUGCGUAUGGACGUAUAGUUCGUAAACUAUGGGCAAGAACCCAUGUCGGGGCUGUAACCGAAAAUCAGCACCAAUCUCAGCAACGUGCGAAAAGAAGAAGUAUUAAGCUUUUGAUCGCAGUUGUGAUUGUGUUUGCCUUAUGUUGGCUGCCACUUAUUCUGUACCAUCUUCUGACAGACUUUCAUCCCAAUGCUGAGGUAUUCCACCAUGACAGUAGAGCCUUCUUCAUCUGCCACUGGAUCGCCAUCAGCAGCACGUGUUAUAACCCUUUCGUCUACUGUUGGCUGAACGAGAAUUUCAGAGAGGAAGUGAAAGCUAGAUUCCGAUGGUGUGGAUACCGAGCUUUUAAGAUUUACCCAGGGUGCUCUGAAACAGAUGGCGUUCUGUUGAGGAAUGACCGCCGAGAUCGAAAAAGAGGUCGAGGUAUGCCGAGUAUCACACGGUCAAGUAUUGCAUGCUCAAGUAGAUCGACCAGUGUUAAAAGGGACACUUCCAUAACGCCUGAUGAAAUUGAAAAUUUUUGUCCGUUCAAAUUCAAUGGAUCACCUCCGCGAAUCGACGAGAAAGACACAAUAAAGGAGGAGACGACAGAACUUAUUCCCAAAUGUGACAUUUCUAAUGGAAAGGUGGAGUUGCAUCUGAAGUAAUCGAAACAGUGUUACCAUAGGUCAUGGAGAAAAUCUUACUGUCCACAAUGAUAUUUCUGGAACUGCUAAAGGCCUAGCAGGAUAAAACAACAUUGUCAGUUUGCUAUAAACUUGGAAACAUUUAAUAAUAUUUUGAGAGAAACCAAAUACUGAAAAACAUGUCAGCAUCUAAAUUGUUGUCUUCAACGCUACUGAUAUAUCGUUCCAAACUGUAUCCAAACGGUUUGAGGAAUCCCGUUGUGAUUAAGGAAUUUAACGAGUCCUUCAAUCACCGCACCAGAGUGACCAACAGACACAUGGAAGGAAAUUGAAAUAGCAAAAUCAAUAUAGGUUGUUUGCUUUUGAGAUGUUUCACUAUUUGUAACGAAAUUGCCAAUAUUUCAAUGAUUGCUACAAGAAUUUACCAAGACCAAGGACAAAAUACCAGUCCUUAAUCGUGUGUACAUAGCUUACAAUACUGUUGGAGGACCAUAGUGGAAUGUGAUUCCUUCACUAUCAGUUAACAUUGAACAUUUUCCCAGACGAGGUUCUAAAAUCAGGAGAAAGGCAACCUUGUGACACCAUCGUGAUGUUCUCUGGUGUAAAUACUCCAGUGAGAUGAUGCCAUAUACGACAAUGCCAUUUCUGAAAAAUGCAUAAGAGUAGAACCUCAGUGAGCAGCAGGGAUGCCCAAGUUGUUAAGGCGCUGCAGCUUCAUUUUUACAGGUUUAGAGUUGUAUAACUUUAUUUGCCUAUUAUUUCUGAUAACGUCACAUGGAAUACAGGACCAGAAAAGUUGUAAAAUGACUAAUAUUUUAUUUUCAUAACGCAAACCAUUUGUUGCUGAUGACGCAUUUAGUGUACACACAGAUACAUUGGUUUAGUUAACACACUUUCGAGAAAUUAUUGACUUCAGCUUUACAAUUGGUGAAAAACUCAUAUUUUAAGGUUUGAACCCUUUUAUCAAGUCAAAAAUCAAUGAUUAUCAACGCAUGUUUAAUGGCGGUCCCCACUGGGAUACCAGAGGAGUAAAGAAGUAGCAAAUGCUUAUUGACAAAUGAGUAUCGGGUGGUUACAAAGAGUGUCUGAUUGGCCGAGACAUUACGGAUCGUUGCUCAAGUUAUCAACCACUGGAUUGGUCGGGUAAGACUGUAUUAUUCACAGACCGCCGUGAUGAAGCUGACUAAUACGGGAAUGACCAAUUUCUUAUAUGGGCCUAUACACGCCACUAAAAAAACCGAUUGCGAACAUGUUCUUACAUACUGUACGUACAUUUAAAUGGAUUUGUUGUUGCACGUUAUAAUCGUCACUGCACCAUCUCAUUAUGCACUAAAAUAUAACAACAUUUUUAUGGAUGGAACCAAAGAACAACAAUGCAUUAACUUGAUAAAAUAGUAACAAUAUUUAUCAUUAUAUCUUAUCUUCAGAAUAUAUAAAAAUGACAUUCCAAAUCAGAAUUUUAUCACACAGGUGUGUUUCCUCAGAAAUGGAAUACAGGAUAUGAGUUUUUAAAUGCUAUUUUAUAUGGAGAUAUAUAGUAAGCGGUGAUUAACUGCACACAUCGUGUAGUCAGCAAAACAAAGUCGUUUUUACUGAC
This is a messenger RNA of Haliotis rufescens (red abalone), 3785 nucleotides long. RefSeq names its product probable G-protein coupled receptor 83. Gene Ontology annotation, molecular function: neuropeptide Y receptor activity. Gene Ontology annotation, biological process: G protein-coupled receptor signaling pathway. Gene Ontology annotation, cellular component: membrane. The record is from RefSeq and is a predicted model, not a curated record. Bases 866 to 2209 code for a protein of 447 amino acids. The transcript is spliced from 5 exons. Lineage: Eukaryota; Metazoa; Mollusca; Gastropoda; Lepetellida; Haliotidae.